UUAAGUCACCAGUGUCGGAUCGUGAGAAAGUGGAGAGGGAUUCUCGCGCUCCUCGCAUCUCGCAGGACAUUUAAAUUGUAACCCAGGCGGACGGGCGGGCCGGGCAACCUUGGGUUUCAACACUCCGAAAGAGGGAAAACCGUUGUUCCUCGCGUCGGUCUGUAAAAAGAAAGGACUAAAAAAAAAGAAAAAAGAAACUCACGUCGUUCUCUCCCGCACCGAUCAAAGCGCCUGUUCCUUUCUCUCCCUCUUUUCUCAUGAUUCCUUCGGGAAACGAAACGUACUAGUCGCCCCGUGGACUUCGACAAACGCGAAUCGCCCGACGAUCAAGUGGCACCAGCCGGAAAACGCACACACGCACUACGCUUAUUUAUUAAGAUCUCCCUCGAGAGUCCCCCCCCCCCUCGCAAACGUAUUAUUUAUUACGCUUUUUGUGCUUUGACUCGCGGAAUAACGUGUGGAAAGCAAGUAUCGAAGAGCAAGAGGAGGAGAAGUACUCGCAAUUUUUCUACGUCGACCAAGAAAGAAAGAGAGACAAAAACAUCUUUCUUGAAAAGGUGAAUAUGUGAUGUAUAGGCACGUGAGAAACUGAUCGAAUAGACGAACACGCCUCUCUUUUGCUCUCUGGCUGGUCGCAUCGUCGCAAUUGCGACUUUGGCCCGUGCACACAUACACGCGCGCGCGCGCAUACACAUACAUACACAUAUUACGCGUGUACGCGCGUAGUCGUCGUUCGCGACUUGUCGCGAGGUGAGUGAUCAGAGCCUCGUUUCCGUCUCGUUCGCUGUGAAAAAGGUGUUGAGUGUCUGCCUACAUCUCUUUCUCUCUCUCUCUCUCUCUCUCCUCGUCCUGGAAUCCGUCAAUAACGAGAUCCUUCGACGGACCACGUGGACGGAACAGAUCCGUUACGUGUUCUGAGGAGAAGAGACCCGUGGUGGAAGAGAACCAAGAGAGAAGAGAAGCCAAACUUGCUCGAUCCUCGCCCGUCAUGGAUCUUCUAUGCUGCGAGACCACGGAGAACGAGUGCCGGGCGUACGCCGAUCCUGCUCUCCUAGGCGACGACCGGGUGCUGCAGAAUCUCCUGCAGACCGAGGAACGCUACGCGCCGAGCCGGUCGUACUUCGAGUGCGUGCAGAGUGAUAUCUCGCGGCCCAUGCGCAAGGUCGUCGCCGAUUGGAUGUUGGAGGUAUGCGACGAGCAGAAGUGCCAGGAUGAAGUCUUUCCCCUGUCGAUGAACUACGUCGACAGGUUCCUGUCGAUCUGCCCGAUCAGGAAGUCGCAGCUGCAGCUACUCGGCACCGCCUGUUUGCUGCUGGCGUCGAAGCUGCGCGAAACAUCGCCGCUCACAGCUGAGGUCCUGGUUUUCUACACCGAUAACUCCAUCACCCUCGACGAUCUGUGGAGGUGGGAGCAGCUGGUCGUCUCCAAGUUGAAGUGGGAACUAUCCGCGGUGACGCCCGGUGACUUCCUAAUGCACAUCCUCAGCAGAUUGUCGAUGCCGCGCACCUGGGACACCAUGAUGGUCCGGAGGCACGCGCAGACCUUUAUUGCUCUCAGCGCCAGAGACUUUGAAUUCGCUAUGUACACGCCGAGUAUGAUCGCAGCCGCGAGUGUAGCGGCGGCGUUACACGGACUGGAUUGGACCGGGAAGAGCGGCUACGGGCUGACCGGUCUUCUGCACGAGCUCACCCGCAUCACGGCCAUUGAACAGGAUUAUUUGCAAAGUUGCUUAGAGCAGAUCGAGAGAAUGAUCUCGCAGGCCAAUCUCGAGAGCACCGAAGGUGCCGGAACCGGAAGCGGGCAUCAGACAAUGAGCGCUGGAGUCCCUAGUGCAUCGCAAAGGCCAUUGGGGGACCAAAACAACACGAGUCAGGAGAAAAUACUGGAGCACGAGAAGGCGGGCACGCCAACCGAUGUCAGGGACGUACAUUUUUGAAAACCGCAGUAGGGGGACACUCUGUGGGGGCUGACACAUCGAUGAGUCUGACUGCCGAGGAGAAGUUACCUUCCAGUGAGGAGGAGGAAGAGGAGGAGAAAACGAAGAAAGAUAACGAUAAUAAUGAUGAUGAUGACGAUGGGCAGUCAGAGAAGAAACGGAGAAAAAUCGUGGAGGAGCGGGAAGAUGUGGAAGCGAAAUGUAACAUGGAACCAGCUGAUUGUUAUUCGGAGCGAGGAACUUCUCCCGAAGAAUCUCGAGAUCGAACUUGAUCACUCGUUAAUUGCGUUUCAUUGAAAAUUACGACGCGAAUUGUCGUAAGCCGGAAGUAUGCGUAGAAGGUUUUUGAAUCAUGAAUAUAAGGUUUAUUUCAUUACGAGAUUGACAGGACGUAUUUAUAAUGCGAGAGAGAAUUUUUAUGUUCUUGGAUUUAUUACAGAACUAACAUAUAUGCGAUGUGUUCUAAAUCAGUUAAAGCAACGAAGUUUUGGUUUUUUUCAUACUUACAUCCGGCUGUAUAACGUCUUAUGUAUUAUACAUAUAUUUAUUCGACGCAUGCGUUCAUCGUUCAUUUGACGAUAUGUAUUUCACGUUUUAAUUGUAUUUUAAGAGUUUGUUUUCUAAAAUUGCUUUAAUUUCGCGAGAUUCGCAAAUCGGCAAGUCGAGAAAUAACCGACCUAUCGAUUUUCUAAUUAAUUUUCAAUCAAAGGACAAGCAAUUCAGGUGGUGAUCGAAUGAAUGUACGUUUCGAUCGCGAAUUAUUUGAAAUACUAAAGAGGAAAACAAACAAGAAUAAAUGAAGAAAAUCUUUCCUUCUUUCUGGCCUGUAGAUUCCUUAUUAAAAGGAAAUUAUUAACUUUCUAUUGUUGGUUUUCCAAGGGCUUAAAGUCCAAUUGUAUUAUUUAAAAGGAUUAAAUCACGAUUAAAAACAUUCUUGAGAUGGUAUGAAAGAAAUAUGAGAAGAUGAAGAGGACCACCCACUGAACUAGAAAAAUCCAUGUGUCUGAAUAAAUGCUGUUCCGACGUGUGUCGCCCCUAGAAACAAGAAAAAGAAUAAAAGAAAAGAAAAGAGCGCAGGAAUCAGGAAGGCGUGCGAAUUGGGGGAAGGCAAUGCAAUACGCUUUACGCAUUUGUAACUUUGUAAUAGGAAUAUACAUUUAAUUUUUAGGCGACAAAAAACUAUCGAAAAAAAAGACGAAAGAGAUGAUGUAAGUUGGAGGGGGAACUCGUUCUCCGCGCGCGUGCGAGCACUAAAAAGAAAAAAAAUCACUUAGUCAUAUCCAGAGUCAUCAAACGUUUUGUACAUACAUAGGCAUAUAAGCGUACGAAUAAAUGAAUAUAUAUAUUAUAUCGAAAAAAAAAAUAUAUAUAUCUAUAUAUACAUAUGUAAACAGAUGAGGAUGAAAGACAGGGAAACAAAGAGAAUGCACGAUAAAAAAACCGAAAAGUGCGAGAUAAUCGAUAGGAAACAGGGAAUACUUGGACCGUAUUAUUUGCGAUAUUAAAAUAUAUGAGGUUUAACAUAAAUUAAAUAAAUAAUCGAAGGAACUGAUAAUACAGUUUACUCAGGAGAAGUAUUCUCUUUAGAAAUUACAUAGCGGUUAAAAGGAUCACACGUUUCAGUCCUUUUAUUUCUAUUGAACUUCUAAGAGAAAAGAAAAAGGACCCAUGCAUAGAAUACAUGUCGCGAAUAUUUCAGGAACGAAUACAUGCAGAUAUUUUUUAAUGGCAAAAGUAUUCGUUUUUUUUUCUAAGAAACUACUGAGAAACAAAUAAAGUCUCUGUGAUGUAUAAUGCGUAACACAUUGUGGUCUCUUGAAAUUUUGCGUCGCGUGAUACGGUUCGAUUGCUUCUAUCUAGUUUUGUAGAGUUUCACACUCCGACUAAGGUUUAUCCAAAUGAUGAGCGACACGAGUCUUAAUUCCCGAAGAAUUAACGGCGCGGCCGUUCGCUUAUCCCGCUCGGUUCCUAAAUAGGGUUGCGCCAAUCCCUCCCGCGUAUGCAUAACGUAAUGCAAAAUGUAAGAAGAGUGAGUUGCGAAGUGUAUGCGUGUGUCGCUGUUACUACUGUGUACGUAUGUGUGUUUGUGUGUAUGCGAAAGGGGAAGAAUGAAAGAAAAUGAAGGAAAGAGGAGCUAACAAGAAAGAAAUAAAUGAGCGAAAAACCAAAAAAAAAUAAAAAUAAAAAAUUUUUUCCCCCUUUCGAAAAAGUGUUGUCAAUAUAUUAUAAUCCGCGGUACAUAUAUCUCAAGGUACGUCCAUCGUUUACGUGGACGUGUUGGUCGGCUGUAUAUACGUAUAGAUAGGCUGUACGAUUUAAGAAUUAACGCGUAGUGAGUUUAAACGUGAAAAAGAAAAAAAAUAAUACGAAACGAUUAAUGAAAAAAAAACGAAUGAUAUUUUGAGAAACAAACGAUACAAUAUGUAACAACGAAAUAUUGUCGAAAAAAAAAAAAAAAACUUAUGGAAGGCAAUCGAAGUCCAGUAGUUUUGUACGCUGCGUCGAUUGCAUAUCGCCUAAAAAAAUGCGUGAUUUUUUCAAGUACGCUUGAAAGAAGAAUAAUUUCGCUCCGACAGUAUCGCGCGAUCAUUUAAUCCUCGAAUUAUUUUUAUGCGAUAUAAAUGGAUCGGCUCGCGCGAUACUGUCGUGGCGAUGCUCCUACGAUUCUAAACAUCGUCGAGCGACGUGGCGAAACUAAUCGUCGUGCGCGUUUGGACCGAUGUCCAAAAAGUAGAGAUUGAAGUUUAUUAGUACUUAACGAGAGUCUCACAGGAUUGGGAUCGAACGGGAGCUUCGUCGUUUCGUGCUCGCAAAAAACUUUCACGAUCGUACCAUGAGCUGAGCAAGUUUCGGGAACGGGACGUUGCUCUCAGCUUUCGAGAUUGCCCAAUUUUGCGUAGACAGAAUUGUCCUACGUCUCCUAUGUGUCCCACGUCUGCGUCGUGCAGCUCCGAGGACUCUCUUGCGCAUGAGAGUCGCGAGUCGGCUCGAGCGGAUACGCGAAUACUAUGGUGUGCUCGAUACAUGUACUGUGAAAAGAACGUACGUGUCAGCACGAACAAUGUUUAUCGCGUUGUAAGGUCUCUCGCUGGACGAGUCGGUCGAGUCGGCUCGAUGACACGAGGAACGUGGACGAUAGGGUCUGUUGUGCGGUUCCGGUGACUUCCGGACAAUUCGUAAAUCGGUCUAGAUUGUCCGAGCGUGCAUGCAUGCGUGAAUCGACCCGAGGACGAAGAUACUGAAAGACUAUAGAGAUUGCUGGAGAUAAUAUGUGAAUUUUUCAUCGGGAUUUUGAGAGACAAAGAGGGUGCCCAACGUGCCACGAAGCUAAUUAGAAAGCUAAUUAGUUGCGUAAUGCCAAUAACCAAAACCUAGUACAAUGUAACCGGAGUCGAAUAAUAUACAAAGAUAUCACGGGAGAUCUGCGCGGCUGAUCUUUUCCCUUUUAUUUUCUUUUGCUUCUUGUUAUUAAUACUCCGCGUAUGAGUACCGUUGCCGACGACACGUGUCUUCGAAUUUGACGUUAGCAUCGUCGUGCACAAUUAAUCGAGCGCAAUUAAUCGAUUCCGAUUCGGCGAGAAGAAAUCUAUCCCCAUUGUAAAAUCCCUAAAUCAAAGAAAAAUGAUUCAAUUUAAUGAAGACAUGUAUAGAUUUUUUGUGGUGGCUAAUUUUUUCUUGCCGAAUUUUGUUGUAAAUGAAGAAAUAUUCGCGUUAUCACUGCUCACUUUUAUGGCAGAGAAAAAUUCUUUUUUUAUUUAAAAAUAAUUUUUAAUAAAUAUAUAUAUAUGUAUAUAAAAUAUAUAAACAUCUAUUAAAAUUUAUUUAUUAAAUAUAUAAAAUUGUAAACCAAUCCAUUUUAUUUUCUCUUCGCGCGAUUAAAUUAUAUGUAUUUAAUUUAAUCGAUGCAAUCUCUCUCGAAGAGAAAAGGAGAAUAGAAUUGCGUCGAUUUUAUAAAAUUUUUGCGAAUUUUCUUUUUUUUUUAAAUUAAGGAAUUCGAUAUUGCGCUACAAUUAAUAAUUGAGAAUUAUUAACUGCGGAAUUGUACAUUUAAACGAACAAUGAGAAUAGCGUUUUAUUCAUCUUGUUGCGUUCGUAUGUGUACAUAUAUGUAAUUAAUGUAAUGCAGAGUGUGUUACGAAACAUUAUAUUUGUUCGCUAUGCGCGUCGAUUUAUUACUGCACGUCGAGCCGAUAUAAUCCCGCGUAAUCCGUCAUAGGUUCCUAACGAGUGACGAUGAUAUUGUCCGACCGCGAAGAAAAAAUGCGGGACGCGAUGUGCGUGUUUAGCGUUUAAGCAACGAAAUGUAUAUAAAAGCGAUAACACUCUGAAGAGAAAAACCGAGCUAUGGAGCAUCCAUAUAGUAUAAUCCAAUUUAUUUUGUCUAUUGUCGAUUAAUCUCAUUGACUUCACUCAGUCAGACAAGAUCUUUUGCUUUUUAACGAUAGAGUGGAAAAAAUAUAAUCUUGACCAUCGAAAUGAUGUAGCUUUUCUUGAGAAAAGUUAACGAGAUUAAUGGUAAUUUCAAAGAAUUAAAAUAGAUAACGGGGUAAAAAAAGCAUGAAAAAAAAUGAAGAGAGGGACAAAAUUAAGCGUGGAGCUCGAUGUAGAUAGAAGCGAUGGGCAAACCAACAGAUAAAAAUUUUAUUUUUAUAAGAACGAGAAGAUCGUCUGAAAAAAGAUUUAGAUUCGAGCUUCUCAUAAAUAAGGAAGUAUAAUAUCCAUGUGUGAUAUGCAUAAAUCAUGUAUGGAAACUGUACUCCAUGAUCGGUGAUUCAUUUUUUUGCGUUUAUAAUUAUAAACACAUAGACAUUAAUACACAUACACAUAACUCGGUUAGUAUACGUGUACAUUUUCCCAUACAUUUUUCACAAAACUUCACUGAUCUGUCAAGUGGCAUGGUUUUUUGUUUGUCUCUUUCUUGAUCGUUUUUUUUUUUUUUUUUUUUGUUUAUUAUUAAUAGCGCAAUAGAGAGUACCACACUGAUAUACCUCAAAUCACACUUUGCGAGAUAUUCAUCGAGAUACUGUAUUUGAUCCACCGUACUUUUUACCGAGUCAGAGGAAAACGAGACAUCGAAUAAUGGCGUUACUUUUAAAGUUAGCACGUAAAUUACUUCUUUUAAUUGCAUAGAUGAGAAUUGAACUAUGUAAAAUGGUCCGACGUCUGUGUACAUACCUUAUGCGUAUUCGCGGCAUCGCAAUCGAUUGAAAAUAAAGCAUCGAUAUUUUAUACAA
Molecule: messenger RNA, 7170 nt
Organism: Solenopsis invicta (red fire ant)
Lineage: Eukaryota; Metazoa; Arthropoda; Insecta; Hymenoptera; Formicidae
Gene: CycD
Product: G1/S-specific cyclin-D2
Exons: 5
Coding region: 989-1936 (315 amino acids)
Biological process (GO): mitotic cell cycle phase transition; regulation of cyclin-dependent protein serine/threonine kinase activity; positive regulation of G1/S transition of mitotic cell cycle
Cellular component (GO): nucleus; cyclin-dependent protein kinase holoenzyme complex; cytoplasm
Molecular function (GO): cyclin-dependent protein serine/threonine kinase regulator activity
Source: RefSeq, a predicted model, not a curated record